AUGCCGGACAAGGUCGGUGGCGGUUGGCUUCGCCUCCAUGGGGACAAAUUCCACGAGGACUCUGCCAUCACAGUGACCGUAAAGCCUUCACGGCUGUAUGUGCAGACACCCCAUGGCCAGCACAGGUGUUCGGGAGAGUAUGUCCCAGCAGAAGAUCGCCUGGCAAACGGCUAUCCGCUUUGGGAGCAUGCAGGUGGAAAAUGUUGGCUGUAUUCAGGUAGCAACGGAAUGUGGAUAAUCGGUGGCACAGAUGCUGCAGCCAAAAAUUUCGAGUGCACACGUGGUGUGAUUUACUGUCAAACCGUGCACAACGGGCAGAUGCCAGACAAGAUGGUCGGCAAUUGGCUACGGCUUGAUGGGGACAAGUUUCGUGAGGAUGCUGCCAUUCUGGUGGGAACCAAACCUCCCAGCCUCCACGUCCUCUGUCCGAAUGGACAGCCGAAGUGCGGCGGAGAGUAUGUGCUCGUUGGUGAUCGUUGGCAUGGCCAGCCCACAUGGAAGCAAAGGCGGACCGAUUUACGGAUUUGCUCUGGAGCCGAUGGUCACUGGAUGGUGGCGGCAGCGCGCAAGGAGAACGGAGACUCUGAGAAGCCCUUGCUGAGAUGUGACCAGCCCCACCUCGGCGAAACUCCCGACAAGGAAACAAGCAGUUCAGAAGUCGCUCAGAUCGUCAUGGUGCCACCGUGCCGCCUCAUCGUGCGAGCUACAGCGGGGGCGAGAGUGAUUGGCAAGCAGGGUGCCAGCAUCAAAGCAAUCCGCGCCGCGACUGGAAUAAAUUCCGUGCGAGUUCUACAAGAUGAGCUGCCGGAAGCACUGAAACGCCGGGAGGAGGCUAUAGUCAUAAUAUCCUGCGGCGAGGAGGCGAUGCUAAGACAAGCAGUAGCCAUGGUUCUCGACAAAGUUUUCGAUCGUUCUGGGCUCCCUGACUCUGCCGAUCGCGAGCGCGAGCGCCCGCAUGUUCUUGACAUGAUCGUGCCGGAGCGUGCGGGAGGUGGCAUUGUGGGGCAGGGAGGCGAGCGCAUCAGAGCCAUUAUUGAGGAGCUAGGUUGCGAAGUCCAGGUUUCUCGUGAACCUUUGGCUGGCAUUGCUUCUCAGAAGAGGGUGAAAUUAUUGGCACGGGAUCGAGUUCCGAUAGAAGCCGCGCUGUGGCGUUUACAAUCCACGCUCAAGGAGCUCGUGGUCUCGGAGGUGCUGAGAUCAGAGCACUUCGAGCUGCGGGAGGCGCUAAUGAGUGAGGCAGAAGCUGCAAUGAGCGCUGAGAAGGAGAGGUUUGCCAGCAAAGGCAAAACAGAAGUACCCCUUCGGAUACUGUUGGCUCAAGGCGAGGCAGCAACUGUGGUUGGAAAGCUCGGCGCGAAUGUCGCGCGACUAAGAGACCUGGCUUUGGUUUCCAUAGAUGAUGCGGAGUCUCCUCCAUUCCACCCGAGCGAGAGGAUUUGCAGUGCGGCUCGGGCAACUUUGGCUCAGCGUUUGAGGGUGUUGAGGUUGGUGCUGGGCGACUUGGCCACACGCAGUGCUGCUAUCGCACGAGAGGAGGAAGCCGCGAGGCCCCAGGAAGCUCCCGAAGGCAUGCGUCAGGUUAGUGUGUCUUUGCUCUUUCCUUGCGACCGUUGGGAGGAAUUGGAGCCGGUCCUGCAAAUGGAGCGCAGUCUGUUUCCAGAUGGUUUGGAGCUUGAGGUGCAGGACUCCGAGCACCAGUCAGCUCGACUGAGAGCGGUAACCCUACGGGGCCCAGAAGAGGCCGUUGCUUUGUCUGGCUGGAGGCUUCACAGGUCUUUAGAACCAUGGGAAGUAUCUGAACCGCCGCCAAGGGUGGCACCUGCCGAUGAGGACGACGACGAGCACACUGAGCGGGGCAAAGGCAAGUCGAAGGGCAAGGGCCAAGGGAGAGGUGUCCAGUCACAGGUUGCCGGUGCUUCGAUUGAGCCACGAAGAGAUCCCGAAAGGUCAAACCAACCAAGAGCCGCCCCGGCCCAAAUCCCGGCAAAGUCUGCAGGAAGCAGUGUGGCCGAAGUCAACGACAGCCCAGCCCCUUCCACAAACGGGGUGGUUUCAAGCAUGGCCCACUCAAAAGGGGCAACUAUGAUGGUGGCAGUAUCGGAUUACCAUUUGGCGAGCUACCUGGCCAGUGACAUAAGCGGCAUAGCCAGCAGAGCGGGCGUAAAGCUCCAUGCGAAACCACCGGAAGGGAGUGCACCAGCAAUUCUCGAGAUAUACGGAUCACUCGACUCCGUGGCGCGCGCGUGCUACUUCGCGCAGCUGCAAAUGUCGUUGCCUUUUCUGUAUCUCUUGUGUUAUCGUUCGACGAUGAUCACCUUCUUGUUUGUGCUCUCUUCUUGGAGUCGUCUAGAAGGUGAGGACAUGGAGAAGGAUGACCAGAUCAAAGUAUCAUCAACUUCUUCACUUGGGAAGCCUGUCAAAUUGCAUGUGUCCACACCAAGUGGGCAGCAGAGCUGCGGAGGUGAGUACCUGCUGGUGGCUGGCGAAUCUGCAAACGGCAGCCCUCUGUGGAAGCAGAUGGGUGGGAAAUAUUGGCUCUAUUCAGGAACCAAUGGCUUGUGGAUUAUUGGAGGAAGCGGAGCCAAAAGGAAAAACUUCGACUGCUCCCGUGGAGUAAUCUACUCGCAGACCCCACAUGGAGGCCAAUUGCCACACCAGGUCAGUGGGAUCUGGCUGCGACUGCAAGGGCAGGAGUUUGUGGAGGACAGCAAGAUCAGCAUUGUUCAGUGA
Messenger RNA from Symbiodinium necroappetens, 2730 nucleotides. The record is from the annotation of a GenBank genome assembly. Lineage: Eukaryota; Dinophyceae; Suessiales; Symbiodiniaceae.